AUGGGAGGGAUAGAUCGGCAGCGGAGGGUAUCUCUGGCUCUUACCUUGAACUUCCUCGCGCUGAUUCUAGCCGUGACUGCGUUGACUACCAGCUACUGGUGUGAGGGGACACGGAAAGUUGCGAAACCUUUCUGUACCGGACCGUUCACCACGAAACAGUCGUUCUGUAUCAGGUUCAACAGCUCGAACAUUAACGACAGCAGACUGGUCCAGUACAUCUGGGAGUCUGGCGAGGACAAGUACAUUAUGAGGAAGUUCCACACCGGGAUCUGGUUUUCGUGCGAGGAGAACGUCAAUAUGACUGGUAAGAGAGAGAUGGUGCUUUCAAGACAACUGGAAACUCGGGGGAAAACGGUCAAAUCAUGACGUCAGUGAUUCUCAAGAUGGAAAGUCGGAGCUCUAGAAAGAUGCCAGAUUUUCCGACAUGGAAUUCCUAGUUGGAUGACCAGCUUGUUUUUUUCCCAAGUUCCAAUUUGUCUUGAACGCACUGAAGUCGGAAGUCGGAGAUUUCCGAGUUCCCAGUUGUUUUGAAUGGGGGUAGAGAAGCUAAGAGAACAAAACUUUUUUGCGCGCAGAGAUGUGACGCACCUGCACGCAUGUAUAAACAUAAAGGAAAUAGUCUCGUUUUUAAAUGUAAAGUUAUAAUUGGCUUCUCACAAUCAUGGACUAUGCAAAUGUAUGUAUUUGUUCUUGUCUUUUGAGCGAAAUCAAAUGACCAUAGUUGUUCUGUGAGCUGUAUAAGGUAAUAUGUUUGUCAUUUUACUGUUAAAUUUAAAGAGGAAAUAUGUCAUUAAAACAAUAACAAAGUUGAGUUAAAUAGCUGAGGGAUGGGGCUGGGAAAAUGUAACCACUCUCAAAUUCAUAGACAGAGCUAUGGAAGCAAGGGCUGACCAUCCAUGAUAUAAACAUUAUAGUUUUAACCAUGUUUUGAGGCUGUUUGUUUACAUUUACAUUAUAAACGUUGGAGUAAAACAAGUUUAUAAUGUGAGUUCUGAUAGGGUAUGACAAUUUAACUAAGCUCAUGAGGAAUGUAUAAGUUAUACUCUUCAAGAGUCAAUGGGUAGGCCUAUAUAUCAUACAUUUACCGUUUAAAAGAAAAUGAAACAAUCCCUCCUUGAUUAAUUGAAUACCGACACUGUGACAUAGUUGCAUGUGUUGCAUGUGAAGGGUUUUUGGAGCUAUUGAUGGAAUGACAGUGUCCAUCUCUGAAAUUGCACGUUCCUUCAAAAAUAUUGGAUAGCCUAAGUGAAAGAUUACACUCAACAAGAGCAAGAAUGUCAAGCGUGAGAAAUUACAUCGACAGUUCACAAUACAUUUCUAACAAUAGACCUAUUUUUGAACGGAUAACUGUUGCUGACCGAUCAUCGGAUUUAAGAACACACAUUUAAGAUUCUGAGCCCAUUAUGGAAGAAAAACAGAGAAAUUCUGAACAGAAUGGAUAAAAUAGCCUACAGAUUUUUACAGUCACGUAAUUAUGUAAUGAAUUAGUCUGCAAACAGUCUGAGAAUUGGACGGUAAUUCAAUAUGUUUGGUGUCAAUCUUGUGUCACUGGGGUGGCCAACCGUCGUCCCGAAGAGCUGCUGGGUAUGCUAUGCAUGCAGGCUUUUUCUCCAACCCUGCUCUGUUACACACCUGAUUCAACGUCCUGCAGAGUAGUAGAAUCAGGUGUGUUUCAACAGGGAGGGAGCAAAAGACUGCACAGGUUUAGCCACCUUAGAAAUAUGAUGACUGAGUGUUUGACUGUAUUGUUUUUGAUUGUGUGGGAUAUUCUAUUUCAGGUGAAAACUGCAGAAGUUUCAUUUAUGUCACACCCUCACAUGAAAGAGGUAGGUUUUGUGUAAUAAUGUGUUAUUACAUUGUAAUUGAUGUGUUAUUAACACAAUUUGCUAUGCAUCUGUAAAUGGCUAUAUGGAUGUUUUAUUUUUUCAAGAUUCCAGUCAUCUCUCAUAUCAGGAAUUGCAAGUGCAGCUCAAAAGGUGCAAAUUGAACCCAGUCACUUAAUAAUCAUAGAGUAGGUUCACAUGCUUAAGGCUUAUUUGGAAGUGUCAAUUGAAAAGUGCAAACCUAACAGAAUUGAAGAAGAGUAGAAACACUGCGUUGUCCUGGGGAGCUACUGGGAUUGCAGGCUUUUGUUCCUGCCCAGCAUUAACACACCUGAUUCUGCUAAUCUAGGUCCUGAUAAGCAGUUGAUUAGUAGAAUCUGGUGUGUUAGCUGUGCUGUAGUCACUCAUUCAAAUCCAGUAGAGUUUGGACUUCUAUAGUUCUACAAAGAGGAUGAGAGGAUGGAUAGAAAGAGAGAGGAUGAAUAGAGAGUGUCUCACUCUGCCAAUCAGACAUUCCUCCUCCUCCGUGUUGGCACACUAAUUCACUACCACACAAAAUACUGUUCAACACACAAACAAACACACACAAACACACAACCUGUCCGUGCCUAAUUCAGUACCACACAAAAGACUGUUGAAUAGCUUCCUGACAGGACAAGACCAGACACAUGCACUUGCUGGAAUUAAAUCUUCCUGUGACAUUGACAGAAUAAAAUAAUGAGAAUGACAGACACCCAAAACUGAUUGUAAUUUAGUUGUAACUUCACCUGUUCUAUUCACCUGUUCAGUCUGAGAGAUGUGAUUAAACAUGUUCAAUUGUGAACUCAAUUGAUAUUGAGUCCAAUGUCACUGUCUCUGUGCCCAAAAGGGGCAUUAUUAUGACUUAUUUCAAAAGGGACCUUGUUGGUUUUAAUGUACUCUCAAUCUCAGUUAUGAUUUGAUUUCAUCCAAUAAGUCCAUACCUUUCUCUGUGCUUUUGUGAUGGGGGAUAUGUUGGUUAGGAAAUUUAAGUAAUUGAAAUAGCUAAAGGGAUACUCUCAGGUAGACAAAAAAAAUACAAAAUGUGAAAGAGACAGCCCCAUCGAUGUGGAUGGGGGCGUGUUCGUCCCUUCGUUUCCUGUAGUCCACGAUCAGCACCUUUGUCUUGCUGACAUUGAGGAAGAGGUUGUUGUCCUGGCACCACACUUCCAGGGCUCUGAUCUCCUCCCUAUAGGCUGCCUCAUCGUCGUCGGUGAUCAGUCCUACCACCGUUGUGCAGUCGUGGGUGAACAGGGAGUACAGGAGGGGACUAAGCACACACCCCUGAGCGGCACCCGUGUUGAUGGUCAGCGUGGCGUAUGUGUUGUUGCCUACCCUCACCACCUGGGGGGGGGGGGGGGGGGGGGGGCGUCAGGAAGUCCAGGAUCCAGUUGUAGAGGGAGGUGUUCAGUUCCAGGGUCUUGAGCUUGGUGAUGAGCUUGGAGGGGACUAUGGUGUUGAAUGCUCUAUGAACAGCAUUCUUACAUAGGUAUUCCUUUAGUCCAGGUGGGUGAGGGCAGUGUGGAGUGCAAUAGCAAUUGUGUCAUCUGUGGAUUUGUUGGGGCAGUAUGCGAAUUGGAGUAGGUCCAGGGUGAUGAUGGUGUUGAUUGGCGUUCUUGGGCACGGGGACUAUGGUGGUCUGCUUGAAACAAGUUGGUAUUUAAGACCAGGUCAGGGAUAGGUUGAAAAUGUCAGUGAAGACACUUGCCAGCUGGUCAGCGCAUGCUCUGAGUACACGUCCUGGUAUUAUGUCUGGCCCCGCAACCUUGCGAAUGUUAACCUGUUUAAAGAUCUUACUCACAUCGGCUACGAAGAGCGAGAUCACGCAGUCAUCUGGAACAGCUGGUGCUCUCAUGCAUGGUUCAAUGUUGCUUGCCUCGAAGCAAGCAUAGAAGGCAUUUAGCUCGUCUGGUAGGCUUGCGUCGCUGGGCAUAGUAAUACCUAUGUAACUACCGUUUGUAACUAUGUUGUUACUACAGUUAUUACUGUGUAGUUACAUAGUAAUAGGGGUAACUUAAUGUAACGUUUUACCAUCCGUGGUCAUAUCAAGGACCAUUCACCCCACCAUCCAUAGCCCAGGCAGCGAGUGUAGGUCAAGUGGGGUGUGUGUGUGUGUGUGUGAACGAGCAUGAGUGUGGUGUGCGGCGUGUGUGUCUGUCUUAGAGACAGAUACAUCUUCUCUGUGACAGUGAAGGUUAAUGAUAUGGGUGAAUGGUUCACUGGUCCUACUCCCUCACCUAACCUCCCCCACCCACCCUCUCUCUCUCUCUCUCUCUCUCUCUCUCUCUCUCUCUCUCUCUCUCUCUCUCUCUCUCUCUCUCUCUCUCUCUCUCUCUCUCUCUCUCUCUCUCUCUCGCUCCUUCUCUCCCUGUAGGAGUGCUGUGGCUGUGUAUCGUGGCAGAAUGUCUGUAUAUUCUCCUCCUGGCUACCGGAGGCAUGCUCAUGUCCAUAGAGGCGUGUCACUUAGGAAACGUCAUCGACGGCCUCAAACUCAACGCCUUCGCUGCCAUAUUCACUGUCCUUUCAGGUAACAACAAUGUUCAUGCUUUUUUUUGUUUGCACACGUGCAUGUGCUUCUUGCUAUUGAGUCAGUCCCUUUUCUCCCCUCCUCACUGUUAGGGUUAGGGUUAGAACAAUGUUUAGUUUGUUAGUUUGCGUCUCAACCUUUUGAUGCUGAUUGGGACAAUAGAAACCCUGCAGAUCAGCACUGUCUUCACACUGGCAGCUUUAGGCAGCUAAAAUAGCUCACUGCUAUCUAUGGGGCUGCAGACUGGGCUGGACUUGACAGUUACUCUUCCUAUGAGGCUGUUUCCACCCAAGGAGCAUUUGUCUUUUUAAGACGGCUGGUCUAGUUUUGUCUGGAUUAGUAUUGAUCUGGUCCUGGUGGAUGGAUGUUGGUUAUUAGAGGAGUUCACUUGCCUUCUGCAGACACAAGGCUUCAGUGUUCUGUUGGAUAAGUGAUGGUCUAGAGUAGACUCUAGACCCACCGAGCUGGUUUGUCUGCUCCUGGACUGUGCUCAAAUGCUCGAGUAGGCUUAAUCUGGAUCCGGAAAACAAGACAAUAAUGUCUGAGUGGAUGUUGGCUAUGCUAUCUGUCAUCCAAACCUCUUGGCAGUCUUGCGUCCAGGUAAUUUGCGGUCGUUUGGUUGGUAGGAAAGAACCAAGAGUGAGUAAUGAAAUGGUUUUAUGUCCCCCUUUAAUGGAAUGGAUGACCAAGCCACCUCAAGUCAACCACUGAUUAAACAGACAUUUAAAAACACAAUUAAACUGUUCGCAAAUAAAAACAGUCUCAUCUCAGGGGAGUUAUCCUGCCCUGCCUACAAACAACAAAAUUAAUCAAUAAAAGGGUUUACUGUUGUUCCUGUUUUUAAUGUGUUAAUAUAGUUUAUAGAGAGGCUUACACAGUUUACCUAGCUCAGCAUCUUGUUAUAAUGAUUUCCAGAAGAAUGCUAAAGGCCAGACCAGAGGCUAGAGAAACCAUUAUUAAACGUAUGUAUAAUGGGGGUGUAUGAAGAAAGAAAGAGGGAUACCUAGUCAGUUGUACAACUGAAAUGUGUCUUCCGCAUUUAACCCAACCCCUCUGAAUCAGAGAGGUGCGGGGGGCUGCCUUAAUCAACAUCCACGUCAUCGGCGCCCGGGGAACAGUGGGUUAACUGCCUUGCUCAGGGGCAGAACGACAUAUUUUUACCUUGUCAGCUCGGGGAUUCAAUCCAGCAACCUUUUGGUUACGGACCCAACGCUCCUACCCGCCAGCCUAGAGGGGGAGAGAGGGAGUAUGGAGGGAGAGAGAGGGGGGGAGGGGUAUGAAAGGAGAGAGAGGGGGGGAUAUGGAGGGAAAUCGUGAGGGAGAGCGGGAGAGAGCGAGAGAGAGAAAGAGAGAGGUCUUUGUUUUAGCACAAACAGCCCAUAUGGGUGAUUAACUUUAUACUUUACCAUUACCAAGAAGAGAACAAUUCCCCCAACCCUUCAGCUUGGUUCACCCACCACUGGGAAAUAAGCCUAGCUAAGUUUUAGGGAGGAAAUAUAAAGUUGUGUACUAGUAGAGGUGCUGCCUGAAGGAAGUUCUGAAUGUGAUUGAUGGAAGACACAUUGAGUAUGUUUACAUGCACACUAAUAAUGAGAUAUUCAACUGAUUAUGGCAGUAGGCCGAGUAUACAAUAGUCAUGUAAACACUUCCCAGCUAGCACAUUUGGUUCCUUGGAAGUUGUGAGAACAUAUGUUUUUGAUUUCACAUUGAUUGUGUGAACGAAGCCAUAUGUUUCCUGACCGGUAAAACUGAAUGUUUUUUAAACAUUCUGAAAACAAAAGUAAACAUUUCAAUAAGACUUUUAAAAACAAUGCUAGCUUAUUUUGGGUAAAAAAACAUUUAUUUCCCUAUAGGGUAAUCCCAGGGAGAAGGAUCACUCCAGCCCUGUGCCGCGGAGAUUAAAAGCUGUAGGCUAUAUUCUCCAUGCCAUUAGAGCAUGGCGUUUGCAACGCCAGGGUUGUGGGUUCGAUUCCCACGGGGGGCCAGUAUAAAAAAAAUAUGUAUUCACUAACUGUAAGUCGCUCUGGAUAAGAGCGUCUGCUAAAUGACUAAAAUGUAAAAAUGUAAAUGGGUCGACUGAGUGGGUGGAUAUCUGGACAGAACACAGGAGUUGAUCUCUUCAUUGGGUGACUGAUCUGUGCUUGGGAGAAAGAGAUAAAGAUUGGCAGAGAGACAGGGUUGCCAGCUCAUUUCCCGCCAGAUUUUUCCCAUCAGACCCAAGAUUUGAACUGGCAACCCUUUGGUUGCUGGCUUGCCUCUCUAACCGUUAGGCUACCUGCCACCUUGAUUGGCAAUGAUUGGCAGAGAGGGAGAGAGAUUGGAGGUUUUGGCAGAGAGAGGGGAAGAGAGCAGAAUUACAAUUGUAUGCAGCAUGACACCAAGUUAGCCAACAGGCCAGUUAAGUGGUCAUUCUGCCAAUCCUCUACACUGGCACAUCUCUGCUCUGCUUAACCAAGUGCUGUAAUCCCAUGGUUUCUAACUCUGGUCUAGGAGAGCUGCUACAGGGGGAGUAGGCUUUUGUUCCAGCCCAGCACUAACACACAUUAUUCGGCUAUCAACUCAUCAUCAAGGACUUUAGGAUUAGGAUUAGUGUAGCUGAAUCUGGUGUGUUUGUGCUGGGAUGGAAGAAAUGCCUGCACAUCCUGUAGCGCUCAAGGACUACUGUAGGUGCCAUUAUAGCUCAACAUUGUCACCCUGUGGUGAAAAAUGGAACUUCACACACUUCUCUCUAAUGCUCUAUUCUACAGCACUAGACUAGUUUACAUUUUACAUUUUAGUCAUUUAGCAGACGCUCUUAUCCAGAGCAACUUACAGUUAGUGAAUGCAUACGUUUUUUAUUUUUUAUUUUUUCAUACUGGCCCCCCGUGGGAAACGAACCCACAUCCCUGCCGGCCAAACCCUUGCCUGGACUCGAACCAGGAUCUCUAGUGGCACAGCUAGCACUGCGAUGCAGUGCCUUAGACCACUGCAUCGCAGUGCCACUCAGUUUUUCUCAAUCGCAUUCAAGCUAUUUUUGGAUCUGUGCUGAAACGUAUCUAUAGCAGAACAGCAAUGAUCAAAUGCUUAAAUACAUUUACAGAACUUCUGAUCAUUUUCUUGACUUUGUACCUUACUUGCAUAUCUUAGACCAUCUUUUGCUAAACUUGUCAUCAGUGAAUACAGUGUUCACCGAAUAUUAACACAUUGUUUUCAUCAGAAGAGAAAUGUGUGCAAUUGUGUUCACUAUUUCUGGCAAUCAGUAAAUACUACUACACACAAUUCUAAAUCACCCCAUCAGUUUCAUACCAUGUAAAAUAUAGGGACAUUUCUAUGGAUAUGGGGACUGUCAAAAUGUUUUUUUUUUUUUUUUUUUUUUUUUUUUUUUUUUACAUAUUGCAGACAUGCAGAUAUUCAGAGAAUUAAGUUUUGGUUAUUUCUAAGUAACUUUGGGUUACUCCUAAGUCAUCAUCUCCAAUGUUGUGAUCUUCCAUUUUAGAGCUUUGCUUUGGUGUGGAAUGAGGCCUAUACUGUACAUUCAUAUCAGUUGUGUUCCUCCAUUUUGUAUUCACCUUUCCUUAUUUCUAUUGUGGAUUGUGUUUCUUUCUGUUUUGUCUGCUUGGACUGAAGAGAUAAGUAUGGUUGCGUUAAUCUUUUUGCAGGCAGUCGUGUUCUUUUUAUGAAUGUAUUAGCAAUUUUUACAUUAUAAUAUAGUUUAUAUUAAUGUAUUUAUGUUUUGAGAAGGCAACUACAUUUUGAAAACGCAUUUACAGAGUUCUGUGUCUUGUGGACUCUGUUUUGAAAAUCAACAACAUUGUUCCAAAAAAUGCAUGUAAGUGAUUGAGAAAAACUUUUUUACUUGACUUUCCAGGUCUACUCGGCAUGGUGGCCCACAUGAUGUUUACCACAGCCUUCCAGCUGACAGUCAGUGUGGGGCCAGAGGACUGGAAGCCUCAGACAUGGGACUACAGCUGGUCAUACAUGUAAGCACACACACAGAAACGUCUAAAAAUCACUUUAAUAAUAUGUCAUUUUGAGUUUUUUUUUAAAUCUCCCUCUUUACCAGUCCACUUCUCCUACACACAUGCCAAUAAAGAUGUGACUUUGACUUGUAAAUGUUUAUUUUUUCAUUCAUAAUUCUGUUUAUCCAUCAUCUCCAUGUUAUUUUCUCUCACUCUCUCUCACUCUCACUCUCUCUAGCCUGGCGUGGAGCUCGUUUACAGCCUGCAUGGCCUCCUCGGUAACCAUCAUCAACCGCUACACCAAGACCAUCCUGGAGUUCAAACACAAGCGCAGAAACAUCGAGAAGAACCUGAAGAUCAAGCAGAAGCUUCUGGAGCUGGACUCUGGACCAGGGGUUGGGGUGGGACAAGUUGGACAUGUGGAACAG
Molecule: messenger RNA, 8734 nt
Organism: Coregonus sp. 'balchen'
Lineage: Eukaryota; Metazoa; Chordata; Actinopteri; Salmoniformes; Salmonidae
Source: the annotation of a GenBank genome assembly